Penicillium odoratum is the source of this 819-nucleotide messenger RNA. Its product is annotated as 4-hydroxybenzoate octaprenyltransferase. The record is from RefSeq and is a predicted model, not a curated record. Gene Ontology annotation, molecular function: transferase activity, transferring alkyl or aryl (other than methyl) groups. The transcript has a single exon. The coding region runs from base 1 to 819 and encodes 272 amino acids. Gene Ontology annotation, cellular component: membrane. NCBI's taxonomy places the organism in Eukaryota, Fungi, Ascomycota, Eurotiomycetes, Eurotiales, Aspergillaceae.
AUGGGUCAGCGUGACAGCUACUCACUGUGCAUUCUGUACAUUCAAGUAAGCCUUCGAAAAGAUUUCUGCUUGUAUCAGUCAACCAAUUCUUCCAGUGAUAUCUGUGAUCAAAAGUUCGAUAAACAUGUCGAGCGAUGCAAAGUUCGCCCUCUACCGUCCGGCAUGAUAAGCACAACAGAAGCCAUUAUAGCCUUUAUUUGCUGGUUACCUGUCACUCUGAUUGUUACUUGGAUGACUAUGGGUCCAGCGGCUACUGCCAGCUUCGUUCCGGUAUGGGUCCUGAGCACCAUUUAUCCCUUCAUGAAACGCAUAAUGCCUUUCCCCCAAGUCGUCCUGGGAGCAAUAAUCGGAGGCGCGGUUUUCCCUGGCUGGGUGGGGGUUACAGGAGAUUUAAAUAAUAUGAGCCAGGCGCUUCCUUUGUUCUUUGCUACGGCAACAUGGGUUGUCUACUUUGAUGUCUUCUAUGCGAUGCAGGAUCGACCGGAUGAUAUGAAGAUUGGCCUCAAUUCACUUGCCAUCUUUUUGGGGAACAAUAUCCAAGUUCCCCUGGCGGUAUUAUGUGCUUCCCAGGUCAUCCUUUUUGCGAUCACCGCAGUACAGGCAGAGCUUUCUCUGAUAUUUUGGGUGCUGGGGCUUGGUGUGUGGAUGGUGAGCGUGCCAUGGCAUAUUAUGACGUUAGAUCUGAAGGAUCGGAACUCGGGAGGAGUAGUUUUUAAGAGGAACAUCAAGUUAGGAUUAUAUCUGACAGUAGUUUCUCUGGUGGAGCUAUUUGUGGUUCGGGUUUAUGAUGUCAACUGGGCACUGGUGAAACUCAAGUGA